Verruconis gallopava is the source of this 1762-nucleotide messenger RNA. RefSeq lists its product as uncharacterized. Gene Ontology annotation, molecular function: oxidoreductase activity, acting on the CH-CH group of donors, NAD or NADP as acceptor. The transcript is spliced from 3 exons. NCBI's taxonomy places the organism in Eukaryota, Fungi, Ascomycota, Dothideomycetes, Venturiales, Sympoventuriaceae. The record is from RefSeq and is a predicted model, not a curated record. Bases 444 to 1511 code for a protein of 355 amino acids.
CAAAUGUCUUUUUUGGCCAAUGCGUCCAUACACAGGAAUUGUUGCUCCACCUUUGCUCUAUGCCGAGGCACUUUUCCACCAGCUAGUUUGUAUUAACACUUUUUUUUCUUAAGGCCCGGACGAAAAAAACCAAGCUACCAAUACCAAACCUUCCAUGUUUUGUGCGUUCAUAUACCAUGUAGCUUAGAAAUGUUCUGCCGUCGUGUCGUGCGCUGGCCUAUCCAGAGACCCACGCAGCCGUCAUAUGCCCUAGUCCGUUCGCCGUCAUGAGAAAAUGAUGCAACUGCAGCACCUAUAAAACAUGCGUUUCCUUUUGGACCUUCAUACGCUUUCUCUUUGUCUCCUCGUCUCACAUGAUAUAUACUUGUUACCUAGAUUUCCACUCCAAAGUUUCGCUCAUCCUUUCUCUACUUGUCUAACUGAACCCCCCUUGAUACGCCACCAUGGUUCAGAACAAAGGCCUUAUCUUUAAGAACGUACCCUCUGGCUGGCCUGUCCCAGGCAAGGACCUUGCCAUUGAAGCUCGCGAGAUCGACUUGAAUCAAGAUCCACCGAAAAAUGGAUUGAUAAUCAAGAACUAUUAUGUCUCCUUCGACCCGUACCAGCGUGGUCGGAUGCGAGCUCCAGAAACCAAGAGCUACGCCCCGCCUUUCGAGCUGGGCAAGCCUAUCACGAAUCGCGCCAUCUCAAAGGUGAUCAAGUCGGACGUGGAUCGAUUCAAGCCCGGCGACGUCAUCGUCACGAUGGAUAGCGCCGGGACGGAGGAAUAUACGCUUCUGCCGGAAGGGCCGACGAGCAGAGCCAUGAAGCUGGAGAACCCGUACAACCUGGACCCGCGAAUUUUCCUUGGCGCACUCGGCAUGCCUGGUCUGACUGCGUGGUCUUCGUUCUACGACAUCGGGCAGCCGAAGAAGGGAGAAACCAUCUUCAUUUCCGCAGCAAGCGGCGCCGUGGGCCAACUUGUCGGUCAGCUGGCCAAGCACGAGGGCCUCAAAGUCAUCGGCUCGGUGGGCUCGGACGACAAACUGGACUUCAUUUUGAAAGAGCUGAAGUUCGAUGCUGGCUUCAACUACAAGAAAGAAGCGCCCAAGGACGCUCUGCCUAGGCUCGCGCCAGAGGGCAUCGACAUCUACUACGAGAACGUCGGAGGCGAGACCCUCGAAGCCGCAAUCACAAAUAUGAACAACUUUGGUAGAAUAGUCGCUUGCGGCAUGAUUUCGCAGUACAACCUCAAGCCGGAGGAAGCGUAUCCGAUCAGGAACUUGAUGAUGGUGGUUGCCAAGCGCCUGACAAUGCGCGGCUUCAUCGUCAGCGAUGAGAAUAUGGGUCCCAAAUACUUCAAGGAGCACCAGGAGAAACUGCAGAAAUGGAUCCACGAGGGGACAUUUAUCGCUCGACAGUCAGUCACGAAAGGCAUCGACAAUGCCAUCGAUGGGUUCUUGGGAAUGCUGAGAGGCGAUAACUUUGGAAAAGCUUUGCUGGAGAUUGCGGAUUUGGAGAAAGAUGCAUGACUGCAUAACUCAUUGAAGCUAUGAUUUUGAGUUUAAGAAAACUAUAUUCAGAACUGCGUGCAUGCUCGAUAUUCUGUAUCAUAUUUUAGGCCAGUACAUAUGUCACCGUUGUGAUGGUACAUGCACAGCGUUGCGGAUUGCAUAUGUGGUGCUGAGCAUGUCGUCAUGCCAAUGAUUAUCAUGAAUUCCCUCAUCUACCAAAAUAAUAACCCAUAAAUCAUCACCAUGGCUACCUCUUUGCGUGAGAAAAC